Messenger RNA from Mercurialis annua (annual mercury), 1160 nucleotides. RefSeq lists its product as uncharacterized. NCBI's taxonomy places the organism in Eukaryota, Viridiplantae, Streptophyta, Magnoliopsida, Malpighiales, Euphorbiaceae. The record is from RefSeq and is a predicted model, not a curated record. The coding region runs from base 213 to 917 and encodes 234 amino acids. The transcript has a single exon.
ACAUAAAACUUGUUAACCGUUAAUGGUUAUCCCAAAAAAUUAAAAAAUAAAUUAAAACCUUAAAUAUUAACAACAAUCUUUAAUUCCUUACACUAACCGAAUUUUAAUAUCUUUUUUUAAACUCUUCCCUUUUCUUCCACUUCCCCCCCUUUGAUGGGCUGCAAACAAACCUCCGAUCUUGCACCGCCGUCCAAGAAAACACCGCCACCACCAUGAACAACACCCCCAACAACAAUAUUAAUAAUCAUAAUAAUCACCACCAUAUCAGAAAAGGCGAUGCAAGAAUAUACAUUGUUACAGCAAUUUUCUUUUCAUGCAUAAUAUCCGGUGGAGUUUUUCUUGCUCUAUACAUUUUCCUCCCGUUACAUAAAUCCCAGCCCUGGUUUCCGACCGCCGGAUUAAUCCUCGUAGCUAUUCCAUGGUUCUUUUGGUUCUUGUUAUAUUUAUAUAGAUGUUGUAGUCCGAAACAUACACCUUGUCCGCCUUGUAAGUCCAUACCAGGCUCCGAAGAAACUGAGGCUUCUGCAAUUGCACCAACGAAUACGUACGUUGUUGACGAUGAUGAGUCGCAUUUACGUUCCCUUACGACGCCCACGCCGCCUCUGCAGCAGCAGCAGCAGCCGCCUGACGACGGUGAGCGCCACGUACAUUUUGGCGGUGUUGUUGUUAUAACUGAAUAUGAUGAUAAUGAGAAUAAUAAUAAUGUUCAUAUUAAUGAUAAUUAUGAUGAUGACGAUGAUGAUGAUGAUGUUACUAGUUUUAAUAGUAGUAUUGAUCAAGAUGGACAUUUAGGUGUUGGACGGCGUUUAGAAGCGGAGCUUGGUGUUUGUGCGGAGAAACAACGGGACGGACGGAGAGAAAGCGAAUUGCCGUUAAACUUUUCGGGCUCAAGAUCAGGUUCAGGAUCAGGUUUAUGAACAUGUUGAUUAAAUAUGUGUGUUUUAUAGGACACUAAUUGUUGAUUGUUAUUAGGUGGAGAUUGAUAUAGAAACAAAUUAAUGGCUUGAAUAGAAAAUUUUUCUUGCAAGUUUAAUUCUAACUUUUAUCAUUCAUGUUGUUUUUAAUUUUUUUUCUGUUUUUUUGACUUGCAAGAAUUAUGUAUGUGGUGACAUUCAUGAUAAUUUUAGAAUUGGGGAAAUGACUAGUUUGUGCAAUUUGUA